Messenger RNA from Adineta ricciae, 1860 nucleotides. The record is from the annotation of a GenBank genome assembly. Lineage: Eukaryota; Metazoa; Rotifera; Eurotatoria; Adinetida; Adinetidae.
AUGUCUAAGGAGAAAGUUACGGCUCAAAAACAUCGGCCAACCAUCGCCAUUGUACCCAGACGGCUAUCUGCAAUUCAACAUAAAAUCAAUCCACAAUCUGAUGAUAAACAGGAUGUUCAUUUGAAUAACAUUCCUAAUUUCCAGUCGACAGCAAUAUCAUCAACAAUUCCGCCUGCCAAAAAACCGCCACCAUUAGAAACCAAACAUGACUUAGUAGACCUCGAUCCCAACAAUCGAUUGUCAACGCCUAUUAAUGUUCGGAUUUUAACACCGAAGACGGAAACAUCCAGAAAUGUAAAAAAUCCCAAACAGCCUAAUGUUGGGUCUGGAAUAUGUUUCAACCAAUUGACGCGGAAACAGAAGUUCCUUAUUUUGACAAUUAGUUUGAUUAUAAUUGGCUCAGUUCUGACUGCAAUUAUUAUCUACUUUCCAAUCUACUAUCUCAUCAUUCAGCCAGCUAAUUCUCAAUCAUCAUUCACAAAUAUUACUGUAUCGGGAUGCUACGCUACAACAUGCAUCGGUCAAGAAACACCUUAUCGUACAUCGACGAUCACUGUAAUCUACCCUUUUGAUGCAAAUACAAAUGAUGUAAGUGGAUAUGCGACAGGAACUGCAUUCGGACUAAGUUCACCUGGAUACACUGGAUAUUGUUAUGUCGGAUACCAAGCAUUGACUCUCGCUUCAUUGAAUCAACAAUAUAUAUCGAUUCCAUAUGUUAAUUUAUCUCAACGCAGUUUCACCAUUGAAACAUGGAUUAUGCUCUAUAAUUCUGCUGCUUCGGGUAACUACGGCGUUUUCGGACAAUGCGAUUCGAAUUCGAUUUGUUUAUCAAUAAGUGUACAAAAUUCACGUUUCGUAGUCUCGUUCAAUUCGAUGAUGACGAAUAAUUAUACAUUAACUGGAGCGACUUUUGUUUCAGCGAAUAUUUGGUUUCAUCUAACGGUAGUCUACGAUGCUGUUUUAUAUCAGCAACGAAUUUAUGUAAAUGGUCGCAUAGAUGGAAUCUCUACCAGCAUUGUUCCUUCUUACCAAGGCACAUCAACUGGAUCACUAACAACGAUCGGUGGAAGUUCAUCAUUAGGCUACGGGACAACAUAUUUUCAAGGGCGAGUGGACAACUUCAUGAUUUCGGCCGGCAUCGUACGAACUAUUUGUCAAAUUCUCAAUGAUGCAACCCUGACGGCUUACUUUCCAUUCGAUACAACUGAUCCACUUAAUGAUCAUAGUAUCAAUCUGUACGGUAGUGUCAGCUCACCGUCCGUCACAAUAUCUACAGGUCGUGUUAAUGAAGCACUCUAUUUUACCUCCAGUACAAGCUACUUCCAAUCACAAUGUUUCCCAAAUUCAGGAUUAGAUGACCCACCAUAUUCGUUUUCACUUUGGAUCAAUCCAAGUUCACACGUUGGCGGUGGUACAAUCAUUCAUAUGUCAAAUUUAAUAUAUGGCAACGGAUCCAUCUGCUAUGAUCUUCUCGCUUUGACAAACACUGGACAAUUAGUAGCACAGUGGAUGCUUUGGAACAACACUUUCGACGGAUUUCACGGUCCCAUUAUAUCCGCAGGUACAUGGACUCAUAUUGCUUAUGUUUAUUCCGAAACGAACGGUGUACGACUUUAUGUCGGUGGGCAAUUAAGUGCUAUGUCAUCGAAUACGGCCACUCUAAAUAUAAAAGAUUUUAGUACUAUAUUAUAUGUCACGUUAGGUAAUAUCAGUCCUCUAGGUUCGUCAGCAUCGGUCAGUUGUAGCAAUGUUGCUGCUUUAUCUAUUGUUUCUGGAUCAUUCAUCGGUGCUAUUGACGAAUUCAGAAUUUACAGCCGAGAACUAGAUUCUCGAGAGAUUUGUGUAUUGGCAAAUCCAUGA